AUGUGCGUCCCCAGCCGCCCCCGGACACAUUUGCGGUCAAGCGCUUGUCUUCCCGCGGGCCUCGCGUCCGGCGGCCCCGCGCCCGCUCGGCGGCCCCGCGCGCGCGCCUGGCGCGCUCCGCGCGCAGGCAGCGGCCACGGAAGCGGAGGGGACCUGCCACCGGAGCAGUACAGGGCGUACGCCGAGGAGGUCGUCGACGCCCUGUACGAGGUGGACCCGGCGUGCCCUCUCCCGACGCUGCUAGACGCGCUGGGUCCAGGCGCCGAGUGGGUCACGGCGGCGGCCUGGGGCGUCGGCAGGCACUACGUCUUGCUGCUGGACGAGCCCACGGGGGCCGUCUUGGCAUGGGCUUGGCUCGAGGAGGAGGCGGAGUGGUGGACCCUGCAAAACAUCUGGGUAACCCAAGCGUCCCGCAGCGCCGGGUUGGGCCGCUACUUGAUGCGCUACAUCGAGUCAGCGACGCAAUACCCGGGACUCCGCCGUCAAGUGGCAGGUGAUCUUCGAUUGACUGCGUUGGGGCCGGCGGAAGGGUUCUAUGAGAAGCUAGGGUAUCCCCGACUUGCGGGAUGCGUUUUCAGCAAGGAAGUGCCCAGUACCCUAGAAGAGUUCGGCGAAGUGCACGCGUCUUCACGGCUUUUCCAGCCUGUCCAGGCGGAUGGCUUUAGGCUGCAUAUCGUGCCCAUGCAUUCAGCGAACCUCCUGGAGCGGAGCUGA
Messenger RNA from Prorocentrum cordatum, 714 nucleotides. The record is from the annotation of a GenBank genome assembly. NCBI's taxonomy places the organism in Eukaryota, Dinophyceae, Prorocentrales, Prorocentraceae.